ACAGGCAUGCAGACAGCCGACCACUGCAAAGUGUUGAGCGCGGGACAGGCUGGCUUCAGCCCACACACCACUCUUCCUCUAUCCAGAGAGAAGACUCUGAAGCUCUGCUGUGAGGCGCUCACACUCAUCCCAACCAAUAAUGUGAGACUAAGACGGAAACGUUCGGCAAAUGUUUAAACUCAUCGUCGCUUCAUUGUACUCCAGCGGCGUCUGUUUCCAACACUGUCACACAGUUUACUGUCAGUAGGCUAUCCACGAGGAUACCUGGUGUGUGAUGCGGCAAUGUCCCGAGGAGUAUGCCCACGCGUGGACUCUUGCGGAUUUUGGAUUUGGUCGGCGAUCAUAUUUGCGGUGGUUGUGAUCGACGCGGAUGCGUACAGUUGUCAUGAAGUGAGGACUGCUUUCCAGCUGCGACAGGUCGGGCCGCUGCACCGCGUACCGGAGACACCUGGCACAGAUGUGGAUCUUUUGGUCUGUAAGCACCAGGGUCCAUCCUGCUGCACCCGGAAGAUGGAGGAGAGCUACCAGUUUGCAGUCAAAAGAGAAACCCAACACAACAUUCACUCAUACAGCUAUGAGCUUGAGCACCUCCUCUCCGGCCACUCGGAUGCCUUCCAGGACAUGUUCCAGUACCUUCUCUCCUUUUCUCAAGGCCACCUGAGCUCUCUGUUGGAGGGAACCUACUCAUCCCUGUCCCGCCAUGCCCUGCCCCAUGUUAACCAACUCUUCUCCUCACUCUCUCUCUACCUCCGCGGGGCCAACGUCUCUGUGGAGGCAUCUGUUCACGAUUUUUUUAACAACCUCUUCCCGCUGGUCUACACUCGGCUCAUCAAUCCAGGCAUCGAUGGCAGCAUGACCACGGCCAGUGAAAUGGGCGACUGUCUCCGCAUGACCAGGCAGGACGUCAACCCAUUUGGGCCUCACCCAGCGGUCAUGGCCCAAGCUCUGGCUGGGGCACUUGGAGCUGGCCGACAACUGGGCCUGGCCUUGGAUGAGGGUCUUGAGGUGAUGAACGCUACAGAAUAUGUCAGCCUGAGCAAAGAGUGUGUUAAGGGCCUGGUGAAGAUGGUGUACUGCUCCCACUGCAGAGGACUGACAUUGAUAAAGCCCUGCGUUGGAUACUGUCUGAAUGUAAUGCGAGGCUGCUUGGCCAGCGUGUCUGAGCUCGAUCAGCCUUGGAGGAGGUAUACCAGCCUGUUGGAGCAGCUAACCCACGCCAUGGCUGGACACCACAGCCUUGAGCUGGCACUUCUCGGGGUUAGGGGCUACGUUAAUGAGGCCUUGCUCUACGCACAGCUCCAUGGUCCACUCAUCACUGCAACAGUGGACAAGGUGUGUGGCCUGUCGACUGGGGAACCCACAGGCACGCAAACUACAAACCCAGAGGUCACAACCUCCACUGUGACCUCAUCUUCUCCUCUUCCAUCUGCUGCCCCCUCCCAGCCUCUGCCAGAGCAGUGGCUGGGUCAGUUAGCCCACUUGAGGAGCUCGUUCCCCCUGAAACCUUCCAAGAACAAUAAACAUAAUCUGAGAACCCUCUCUAGGGAGUUCUUGAUGUACCUGCAGCGCUACAGGUCAUUCUUUGCAGCAUUACCAGAGAUGCUGUGCGAAGGGGAGAACGUAGUGGACGACUCCACGUGCUGGAGUGGAGAUGACGUGGUGGAGAGCUAUUCAGGCAGAGUUGUUGGGAAUGGUCUACACGCACAGAGGCAAAACCCAGAAGUCAAAGUUCGCACCCCGAACCCUACACUAGCCGAGGUCAAGGAGAGGUUGGAACGCUUCAACCAGGAGACCCAGGAGAGGUUUCCCAAGCUGGGUCAGUUGGAGCCCUGGGAUCAGCUGGGCAGUGGGGAGACGGAGGAGGGCAGCACCACAGACUGUGAUGAUGAAGAUGGAUGUCAAGCCUCAGGAGACGGUCAAGGCCAGACCUCACACACUGAAGUCUCCAGUGUAGGAAAACCCAUUGGGAGACAGCCUGGAGGUCGCAGCCAACACGAGAACCCGUCCAAGCCCCCCUCAGUGAGGGUGAUAGGGGGAUCGCCGUCUGUCAGCUUGGGACGACCUUGGACCUUGGCACUGCUUUUUGCUGCACUUUUCUUGCAGUGGACCCUGUUUUAAAGCCAGCUUCCUCUAGCCAUCACCCACCAAAAGUAGCCCUCUUAGGACUCACAUACAUGAACACAGACACUCAUAUCAUAUACAAAUCACUUGUAGUACCCUUACUCCUGUCCUCAGCGCACAUGAGUGGAUGGUAAUGAUGGAAUGAUGGAGAAGACGAGGGAAAAACAAAACGGAGGUGGAAGAGAAGAGGACAACGCUGUGGGAGACUGUAGACGGGGGCUUUAGCAGGAACUCUUUGUCCUGCAGCAUCACCAGUGUAGGUGUUUGCUUAAGCUAAUCCAAUGCACGCUCAUCUACAGACAAGAUUAGCCUGCUGCUUCUUCUGGGCUGCUUUGGAGCUGAAUGUUCGUGUGUACGCACACACACACCAGUGCAGCCCUAGCCUAUGUGGUUCACAGUGGGACUGGCUUAUUCUGAUUUCACUUAAAAAAAUGUCUACAUUUACAUUUUUCGCAUACAGUACAAAUACAACUCGCUUUCUUUUUCUGCUGCUGGUUUUGACUUAAACCUUCAGGCUGAAAGCUUCAGCACGGCUACUGCACCCCCUUUGCCAGCCAGGCAGAAGAAUUCAGCUCAUUUGAAAACUGGACUCAUUUUCUUUUGGAGGAUUAAGGAAUGCAUGAUAGAUUGAUAGAUCAAGCCCAGGUGCCUGGCCCAGAACAGCAGAUUUGAUACACUCUAAUGACUGUGUACCUUGGCAAGGAUUAGAAUGUAAUGAGUUCACAGGUAGAGCACGCGCACACUUGCACGGCUGAACACAUUGUGCAGACAAACUAGGUGUGUAUAGUAUGUAACUGUAUAUAGGUGGAAAGAUUUGAUGGAGUGCGUGCGGGUUCUGAAUCAACAAUAAGCUCUUAACUGAUUGAGCAGAAUGAAGAUUUUUUUUUUUCUCUUUUCCCUGAGCUAUGAAUGGACUGUCCUUGUCUGCUUGAUCUUCCAUACAAAACAAUGCAAAAAGAACCUGUAGAGGUUCCAUUUCUUCAACAAAUAAAGCAGGAAUGCACAUCAUUCAAUGAAAGCCUGUGACAUAUGAAUACAUUGGGACGAAUUGUGUACAUUGUUUAUUUUACUAAUGUUUAUUGUGCAUCAAGUUUUGUGUGUUCGCUCGUUAAAUUGCACAUUAAUGCAUGAACAACCUACCAUGUUAUCGAAAUUGUGAUGGUAGACUGAGGCCCUUCUCCGAUAAGCAACAAAAGCUCAUAUACAGUCUUGACUUUUUUAGUUACAACUCAAAUGAUGUUUCUGAAGUUUAAAAACAAGCAGAAGGUUGGGGUGCUAAAUCCAACACAUUCAGAUCAAAAUGUAGCACACAAAAGAAAUGAAGAAUACUUUUACAAAGUUGGGUGCAUCUGUUGUUUUAUCAAGUCUAUUAGCCUUUGAGUAAGUCCAUAUUUGGGAAUUUAUCACUUCUUGUGGAAAAUAAGCUCUAAUGUCUCUGCAGCGACUCUUAAGCUAACCAUUCCCUGGAACUUAUUGCUAUAAUGGCUUCUUCUGUGUACAUGCUUUCUCCCUUUUCUAGAUGAGGGUUAGAUUUUCCUUACAUUGGACUACCUGUGUGGAUGGGGAUGAUUGCAUGUUAAAUGCUAUGCAGAUACAGUAUUAAACCUGAUAGUGCUUAAGAGGUACACAAACAGUAUUAAGCUAAAUAGGUCUUUACACUUACAUGGGUCUAUGUGCAGUAAAAUACCUCUUCCAUUAACUCACCUUUAUUCUAGACAACUCCUCCUCUGCCAACUGAAAAGUCGCCGUUGACUCUACCUAGAAGUGGAAGAAGGAUGACCUGUUUAACUCCCUGCAAAUAAAUAUAAUUAUACAUUCAUUUUCAGCAGUGAGUUAAUGAUAUAAAUGAUGUCAGCUAUGUAAGGUUUUUGGGCAGUUUAAAUGUCAAGUCGUGUGUUCUGUAACCAUAUUUGUUUAGUUGGUAUGAUUUCCUCAGUGUAUGUUCUGUUGUUCAUUGCACCUUUGGAUCACCUACAACCCUUUGCCCUUGCAUGUGUAUAAAUGUACAUAUUUUAAGUCACUUGUCAUUUGUUUUGUGUCUCAUUUCCUCUCUUCUGUAUCAGUAUAUGGUACAGUGUAGCUGGGCUCUAUUAAAGGUGCUCUGCUUUUGUU
Molecule: messenger RNA, 4233 nt
Organism: Labrus bergylta (ballan wrasse)
Lineage: Eukaryota; Metazoa; Chordata; Actinopteri; Labriformes; Labridae
Product: glypican-5-like
Biological process (GO): regulation of protein localization to membrane; cell migration; positive regulation of canonical Wnt signaling pathway
Cellular component (GO): extracellular region; cell surface; plasma membrane
Source: RefSeq, a predicted model, not a curated record